Molecule: messenger RNA, 1893 nt
Organism: Suillus discolor
Lineage: Eukaryota; Fungi; Basidiomycota; Agaricomycetes; Boletales; Suillaceae
Exons: 5
Coding region: 1-1893 (630 amino acids)
Source: RefSeq, a predicted model, not a curated record
AUGAGGGGCGAUCCCGCUAUCAAGGUAGAUACAAAGCUUAUGGACCUGAGCUGUACUUUACUGACUGAAGGCGGUCAGAAUUUCAUCCCCAAACUGAGGGACCACGUUCUUUAUAGGCUUCGCAGGUUGGACAUCAGUUACUGCGACCACACCUUUACGGAUGAGGAACGAAAUGUGGUGAUCAUUCCCAACAACACCAUCUAUUCAGUUCAGACUAUGCAAAUAUGCUACACUACUUAUGACUUAAGGCGCGAAUAUGAUAGCAUUAACCCCCGAACUCAUGGCGAUGUUAUGGUGCUUUCAGGCGAGUCAAUGCCCAGCCACCCAUACUGGUAUGCGAGAGUGUUAGGUAUUUAUCACACGGAGGUAUGGCUCACUGGCAAUGGUGGGAGCAAGCCUUCGAAACAGCGCCUUGAGGUUCUGUGGGUCCGAUGGCUGGCAGUGCUUCAGGGCUAUAGAUCUGGCACCAGGCAUGCCCGUCUUCCAAAGAUUGCUUUUGUGGAGGAGUCUGAUCCGGAUGUGUUUGGAUUCCUUGACCCAGGACAAGUAGUUCGAGGAGCUCACCUGCUUCCCACAUUUGCCUCUGGACGUGGCAUAAGCUCGCUUCGGCAAGGAAAAUCAUUAGCGCACCCUGGGGAACAGCUAGACGACUGGGAGGAGUACUAUGUUGGAAUAUUUGUCAAUAGAGACAUGUUCAUGCAAUAUACGCACUUGGGUGUUGGCCAUUCAAUUGCUUUGCGCAGAAUAGCCAGGGACUGCUUUGGCUCUCAGUCAGCAACACAGUCUGACACCAUGGAUAUUGUGAAUGACGAGGAUGCGCACGGUGAAGACGGCGCUGAUGGCAAUGACGGCAAUGGCGAGGGGUUUGAAGAGUUCGAUGAGGAAGGGGAGGAUAGCGAUGAAGGCAAAGAACUUGUGGGACUUCAGAAGCAAGGCCCAGACAAGGACAUGGCACAGUGUAAGAGGAAAUGGCAAGCAUUGAAACAAAUCUACAAUGCCAUCGAGAGAUAUCGCAACAAUCGAUUGGGCUGUCAUUGGGACAAUGUUAACGGUGCCAAUAUUCAGGGGGAAGCAGCAGAACUCCAGUGGAACCAAUUUAUUACCGCUAACAAUUCCAACAAGAGAUUCUCCCAAACAGGAGUGGUGCUCAGGGGGGCAGCCACCUACAAUCCAGCUUCCUUGGCUGCAGAGGCAUCGGCAGCUAUUCCUGUCAAUUCCGAGGCCGGUGGAUCCUCCUUAUCUGUACAAGCAUCAGAUGGUCCUAUUGCUGAAGCCAGUGGAUCUGGACUUGAAGUCGCUGCUGUGCCACAAGCUGGAUGGGACCAGAUCGAGUCAGCCCUCCCAUCCGUCACUCCUGGAGUUGCUAGAAGUUCUAUGAACAUCCCUCCUCCCUCCUCUUCUAUUGCGCCCUCUAGUAUGGGCAAACGCUCGCAUUCCGACAUGAUUAUGUCCCCCAGCACCGCCCAAACUACAAUGUCACUUGUAGAUUCAUCCCACGCCUCCAAUGUCGACAAAAAGCCGAAGUUGUUGACACACGGUAAAAGUCAAGCCGCCCGCAGUCGCAAAGGCUCUAGGGCUGCCAAAGACACUGCCAGCACUGCCGUCUUCAUGAACCUGCAAGGUUCCAUCAAUAGCCUGACGGACAGCCUUCGCAAAUCAGCAUCCAACACCGACCAAAACAAAACUCGGGUGUUGGAUGAAAGGCUAGAGGCUGUGCUUGCCAUGCAGGAGGAGGAACUCAUUUCAGAAGAUGAGUCCGUUACCCUCAUGAACAUGUUCGCAAGGAGCCCAGCAGUAUGCUCCAUCUACUUGGCUGCCAAGCCUGAAAGACAGAUCCCCUACUUGCAAUCUGUUCUUGACCAGGCUGCCAGGGGGGAAUUUGGUGUGUUUUAA